AUGCCACCAACUACGAGGAACCAGGCCCAAAGGCAGAGGGAGAGCGAGGACCAUGAUAUGGACGAUCCUCCGGCCACUCCCCCUUCUACGCCUUCGUCUACGCCUUCCGAUGAGAGCAACGAUGAUAACAGUGAGGAGAGAUACAGGGAGUACACGCCCGACAACAUGAGCGAUGACCGUGAGGCGUCACCAACACGGGCUCUGGUCAUCGAGAGGCUUUUGGAACCCGGAGUGCCGCCCAAGGAAAAACCCUGUGCGAUCUGCAAGGACGACUUCCCUGAGCCCACCGCUGACUGCCCUUAUCCUGCGGUACGCCUGCCAUGCAACCACUACUUCUGCAAAGAGUGCAUAACCCACUGGCUCAUGGACCCCUGGUUCGACACUUGUCCGUGCUGCCGCCAUGUAGUGAUCAAGUACGAGCCUGGUACCGGUCUGCCUGAGAGCGAAGAUGGAGAAGACGAGAAUGAUCCCCAGCAGGAGAACACGGCUCCACCGGCACAGAACACGGCUCUGGCACUGCCCCCGGAUGGCCCGGAACGCAUCGCAGCCCUGGAGCGGGAGCUCUUCAUCCGCAACGAAGAGAUCCGCCUCUAUAACAACGCCAUCCGCCAAGCUCAGCAGGCUCCCGCAAGCCGCGCCCCCCUCCGCGACAUCACCGAUGCCCGCGAGUUCCGCGAGCGCCCCAACAACAACAACGAGGAGAACCGCCUGCUGCCAGUACAGCGCAUGCCACUCGGAGAGCUGACCAACGGCAGUCCAACCCGCAACAGCCCCUUCCAGGACGCUCCCCGCGAUGCCCAGCGCCACCAAGCCAUCCGCGAUGCUGAGCGUGCCCGCGCCAACCGUGCCAACCGCGUCAACCGCGUUGCCCUCUUCCAGGAGCACCGCAACGGCGGCGGUCCGAUCCGCGGACGCCACCCGCUCCAGGACGUCACCAACGCGAGUUCUCCGAUCCAGCGCAGCAGCCCAGCCUUCCCAGGCUUCGACGACAUCCAGCCGCAACAGCGCGGCCGCACGCCUGUCCAAGCCAUCAGGCCCAUCAGGCCCAGCACGCCCACUCACUCGCGCCUCAACCGCAGCCGUAGCCCGAGCCGCGACCUGACCGACCCGCGCUCCUACCGCUCCCGCCGUGCCCCGAUCCAACUGCCCCAACUGCGUCUCCCGCCGAGACAGUUGCGCUCGCUCACGCCCAGCGACAAUGGCCGUGGCGACAACGGCAGCCGCAGGUCCUCCAACAGGUCGGCAGCGUCGUCGUCCGUCUACACGCUCGCGCCCUCGGAGCCCCUGUCCACCGGCGAGACUGUGUUCACGCUGGCCCCCGAGUUCCCCCAAGUCCCCCAGGCUGUCCCGCCGGGCGACGCUGGCGCGAACGACGACGUCAACGACACCAUGAUCCGCAGCGACGCGCGCCCGAGCUACUUCGACGCCCUGAUCCCCGACCGCUUCGCGAGGAGGAGGAGGGGCGAGCUGCCCAACCCGGACCCCGAGUUGGACAGCGACUCCGAGUCCGACUCUGACGACGACUCCGACGCCGAGACCGCCGGCCGCCGCACACCUCGCGCCCAGCCAGCCGGCUCCAACGUACGCCGCCUACUCUGGUCGCGCAGCUCCGUCUCGCCGACCCCGUCCAACCCUCGCUCCCCUCGCCCCAACCCCUCCCUCGCGCCGGGCGGCAACCUCAACGCAACCUGGACCCCCCUCCAAGGCCAAACCCUGACCGCACGCAUCUCCGUCGCGCGCAUCCGCGACCAGCGCCAACUCCUCCUCAACGCCAUCCGCUUCGGCGGGCGGGGACAAGCCGAAGAGGCUUUCCGCGCGAUGGUGCGGGUGGCGGAGCAGCACGACGAAAACACCGUCAUCGCCGUCGCGCCGCUGUUCCGCGCGCUCGAGCAGGCGGGCCGCGACGAGUUGGUUGCGCUGGCGCGGGGCCAGGAGAGCGGGGUGGCGAGUAGGAUGAACAGUCCGCUAAGGCGCAGGAGGAUUUAUGGCGGGGGUGAUGGGCAGCAGGGGCAGGGGCAGCAGGUGCUCAGGCCGGAGAUUGUGGAUGCGGUGAGGAGGUUGGCGAGGAGGGUGGUUAAUUUGCUGAGGGGUUGA
This is a messenger RNA of Lasiodiplodia theobromae, 2094 nucleotides long. RefSeq lists its product as uncharacterized. The transcript has a single exon. The record is from RefSeq and is a predicted model, not a curated record. Gene Ontology annotation, molecular function: ubiquitin protein ligase activity. Gene Ontology annotation, biological process: protein ubiquitination. Lineage: Eukaryota; Fungi; Ascomycota; Dothideomycetes; Botryosphaeriales; Botryosphaeriaceae. Bases 1 to 2094 code for a protein of 697 amino acids.